This is a messenger RNA of Racocetra persica, 846 nucleotides long. NCBI's taxonomy places the organism in Eukaryota, Fungi, Glomeromycota, Glomeromycetes, Diversisporales, Gigasporaceae. The record is from the annotation of a GenBank genome assembly.
AUGGGAAAUCGUAAUAGUAAAUCCAGAAAUAAUCAAUCUUCUAAUUACGCUAAUGAAUUAGCGUCUUCAAGUAAAAACUCUGAUAAAUAUACUUUUGAAGGUGGUAGAAGAUAUCAUAAUGUAGAGAAUUCAAAAUACUUUCUACCUAAUGAUGAUGAUGAAUGCGAUAGAUUACAUGUAAUGCACUUUACAUAUAGAUUUAUUUGGAGAAGUAACUUUUCUGCCCCAGUUGAAGAUCUUCUUAAACAAGAAGGAUCAAGAGUUCUCGACGUAGGAUUUACCGGCGUAGAUAUUUCUCCAAUUCAACCUGGUUAUAUUAAACCUAAAAAUGCUGAAUUUAUUGAAGCAAACAUAUUAGAACGUUUACCAUUUGAUAAUGAUACUUUCGAUUUUGUGUUUCAACGAUUAUUAUUUGCCGGAAUUCCUGAAAAUGAAUGGCAUUCUGUAAUUAAUGAACUAGUUCGUGUAUUAAAACCUGGCGGUUAUAUAGAGUUAUUCGAACUGGACUUUCAAUAUAGUAUCAUGGGACCCGCAACAACAAAAAUUAUUAAUGGCAUAAUAAAUUUAUUUCAUGAACGUGGUUUAGACACUCAUAUAUGCUACAAAUUACAACGUUAUUUAGAACAGCAAAAACAACUUCAUAAUGUUCAUUUUGAAAUAAAAAAACGUUACGAUGGUGAAGAUGCUGAAAAGUUAUGCAGAUUGGCGGCUGGAAAUUACGCUACUUUUCUCGAAACUAUGAAACCGAAACUUAUGAGUAUAAUUGAUGUUCCGAGUGAUGAAUAUGACGAUUUGGUCAAAAAUAUGAAAAAUGAAAUAAUAGAACUAAAAUCUUUUAAUCCACAA